Molecule: messenger RNA, 1416 nt
Organism: Pocillopora damicornis (cauliflower coral)
Lineage: Eukaryota; Metazoa; Cnidaria; Anthozoa; Scleractinia; Pocilloporidae
Biological process (GO): snRNA transcription
Cellular component (GO): nuclear body
Molecular function (GO): RNA polymerase II general transcription initiation factor activity
Source: RefSeq, a predicted model, not a curated record
GGACUAAAUUUUUGAACAAUUUUUAUGGUACUUAACUGUAGGAAGUACUGCAUACUAAAGGAAAUAAGCAGAAAAGGGUUGAUGUAGGUUUUAAUUAAGUGUCAUCAAACUGGGCACAAAUUGUACUUAUCAUGGCUGAUCAGAAUGAAAUAAGACAUUGCAAGGAAUCAGCAAGAUGCUGAUGUGUGUAAAAAUAUAGGUGACUAAGCAAGUUGUAAUGGGUUUCAGCUACCCCUCAGAUUGGUCAAGAUUUUUCUUAAGGUUAACAGAUAGAAUAUAUAUUCCUUUUGACUCUCAAUUGAAACUUGCUCUGUUGCUGCAUACCUUCUGAAGAAAAUUAAGUUAUGCUUAAAAUGCCUGAUAUCCUUUUUUACAUCCAUACAGAUUAUGACAAUUGCAGCCAUGGAGCCAGUGCAACCUGGAGAUGGGGAGGCUUCAUCACCAGAUUACAGUCAGAUAUAUACCUUGCUAAGUAGAGUGAUGCGAGGUCAGCCACCUCCUGACCUCACCCCUCUUAGUGCUCGAGUUAUCUUGGACUUGAUGGCAGACCUUGAUCAACGUCUUGCAGGUCAUGACAUUAGUAGCCAAGUAAACUUUAUCACUAACAAGUACAAAGAAGUGAUGCAGAGUCAGGAUACUGCCUUAUCUUCAGAGCAGACACAAGUUCCUUCAGGUCAAGCUGAAGCAGCAUGCAGCACCUCUGAUCCAGGUGCAAGUAGUUCUGGCAAACCAAAGACACCACUGUCUUCUCUAAACCCCUUGAAUGUUCCAGUAAAAUUACUUAAUCUGAAGAAAUCAACUCCAGUUUCCAGCUCACAGUCAUAAUCAGUUGAAGUAAAUAUGUAAAAACUAUGUAGCUUUUAAACUCUUCACACAUUUUUGUCUAUUAUACUCUAAGGUUCUCAAACAACAAUUAUUUCUGACAAAUACUUUAUGUUCUCUCCUUCAAUACUCAAUGAGUGAUGUGGCAUUUCAGUUCAUGUAAUUGUAUUGAAUCCAUUUCUUUCAAUUUGAAAGAAGCAUUUGUUGUCUCAUUAGUUCGACAAUUUCAUACACUCCAUCCCUUUCUUGGUGGGGUGUUGUUUAAGCUAAGGAAGGAUUACUUGAAUAAAGAUUUGAUUUCUCAGCUUGUUCUAAGGCUUUCUGUAGGUUGGUAUCAAAUAGUUCACACCUGCAAGAAGAGAGACAGUAAUACGUAAGCCUCUAGGUUACCCUAAUCACAGUUUUUUUAAAAAAUUGAGUUUUGUAGAUACUUAAUUUCGAGGGGAAGGCAAUUGAAUAUUUUACACGCUUCAUACUUACAAAGAGAUCUUGUUUAAUAAGAAAAGAAAACUUCAGAAUGUGUGACAAGAGUAAGAUGAUACUUUUCCUGGAAAAAGGCUAAUAAAAAAUAUAAUUUUUUGGCCCUUAUGCUAA